CACCUUUCAUUCAGUUACCACGAGUACUCGUACAGGCCAUGUUGGACAUUAGUUGACACUCACUAGAAACCUCAAUCACUCACUCUCACCAUCUCCAACACUCAAAAUGCCUGCGGUCCAGCGCAACGGGCGCUCUACUGCCCGACCGGAAGAGGGAGAGAAAUCCAAGCCUGAAGCUGCAUCCCCAUCCAACACUCCAAUGCCAAAUUCGAGAGAAAGACCUUCUCCCUACCUACUCUUGAUCUACCCUAUUAUCCUCGCUCUCGGGUCAGCCUACUCUGUCCUCUCACCAGUCGCUGUCCCUCCUCCCGUGGCUCCAUUGGCUCCGGGCGUCACUGCCGAAAUCAACAGCCCAGCAAUACCACACACGAAUUACUUCUCCGGCAAACGGAACAUUUUCAAUCUCUACUUUGUGAAAAGAGGCUGGUUCUGGACGACGCUGGCUCUCAUCCUCCUUCAGCUCUCAACUCGGCCCCCGCCAGCUCUUAAGCAAAAGCACUACUUUCAAACCGCCCUGCGCUACAUCUUGGCUACUGUGUCUUGGUUUCUUACAACCCAAUGGUGUUUCGGCCCUGCGCUGAUCGACCGCAGCUUUACCAUCACUGGCGGUCACUGCGAGCCUCAUCUCAUGAACGGAAACGGUCUGAAAGAAGCCGUCCAUAUGACGACAAUCACUUCGGGCCCAGUUUGCAAGGCAGCUGGCGGACGCUGGCGAGGUGGCCAUGAUAUCUCUGGCCACGUCUUUAUGCUUGUCUUGUCCUCCGCUUUCCUCAUUUACGAACUCUACAUCUCCGACCGUGACUCCUCGCAUCCCCAUGUUUCGCCGAAAGCCGCAGCUGCAUUGGCGCAUGACAUGACCGAAGAAGAGCGCAGGGCUGUCGGAGGAUGGGAAUCAGAAACAGCUGCCAAGAUACGGAUAUGGUCGAGAUAUUUCUUGUACGGGGUGGUUGGGUUGGAUUUCUGGAUGCUCAUGAUGACGGCGAUAUGGUUUCAUACAUGGCUGGAAAAGUUGAGUGGCCUGUUGAUUGCUGGCCUGACGGUAUAUGGUAUCUACUUUGUCGGCGACUAUGUCCCGCAUUGGAGAGGUGUUGCCGGUGGAUUAUGACCUGUUCAGGAGGAAAUCCCAGGCAUGAAUAUUAUUGGAAUAGAGGCUGACAACCUUGUCGUAUUAGCGAGAAGGAAUUGCACCAUGAAUGGAUAGCGCCGCAACGCGUUUGUGACUAUGGUUGAACAACGGUAUCUGCGCAUGGACGCCCUAAAUUCCGCUUCCUACCUGCUCUGGCAUAGCGCUUGAACGAUUCAAGAAAUAGAUUUCUCUCUCCUACGAGGCGAUUGGCAAAAUUCCCAUCGAGCAGUGCGAGCGGUAUAAUGGCCGAGUAGCAAACCAUAGGUCGGUCCAGAAAUUAUAAUGAUACAUAACU
Messenger RNA from Exophiala xenobiotica, 1421 nucleotides. RefSeq lists its product as uncharacterized. NCBI's taxonomy places the organism in Eukaryota, Fungi, Ascomycota, Eurotiomycetes, Chaetothyriales, Herpotrichiellaceae. Bases 107 to 1105 code for a protein of 332 amino acids. Gene Ontology annotation, cellular component: endoplasmic reticulum membrane. The transcript has a single exon. Gene Ontology annotation, biological process: lipid droplet organization; phospholipid biosynthetic process; lipid storage. The record is from RefSeq and is a predicted model, not a curated record.